AAGGAAAGAGGAGCAUGCUAUGCCCUAGCUAUGCUUUCGGACGAACAGAAAACAAAUGGUGUGAUUUCGGCCUCUCUUGGCAACCAUGCACAAGCAUUAAGUUAUCACGCUAAAAAACAAGGAAUUCCAUGCACUGUAGUAAUGCCUACUGCAGCACCUAUUAUGAAAAUUCAAAAAUGCAGAAACUAUGGUGCCAAUGUUAUAGUUCAUGGUAAUGAUAUGGGAGAGGCUAAAAAAUUAGCGAUGCGUUUGGCUCAUGAAGAAAAGCUUACUUACGUUAACGGGUAUGAUCAUCCGCAUAUAAUGUCUGGUCAAGGUACGUUAGGCCUUGAGGUUUGUGAGCAAGUUGGUGAAGCAGAUGCUGUCGUCGUACCAGUAGGAGGUGGGGGCCUCAUUGCGGGUGUCGCAGUUGCUAUCAAACAGCUGUAUCCAAAGUGCAAAAUAAUUGGUGUAGAGUCUGAAAAAUGUCCCAGUUUUUCGCGUGCUUUGAAAAAUGGUGGUCCAGUGCAUACCCCUAUUUUACCUACAUUGGCAGAUGGAUUGGCUGUCCCAACUGUUGGUUAUAAUGCUUAUGCGACUGCUAAGCCAUUAAUAGACAAAAUGAUUGUUGUGCGUGAAGAAUGGAUAGCAUUAGCCAUCCUGCGCUUAGUGGAAUUAGAAAAAUGUGUUGUGGAAGGUGCAGGUGGAGCAGGACUUGCUGCAAUUAUGUCUGGACAUAUGAAUGAAUUUAAAGGCAAAAAAGUAGUUUUGUUCCUGUGCGGAGGAAACAUUGAUACAACGAUAUUAGGAAGGUGCCUUGAAAGAGGAUUAGCUGCCGAAGGAAGACUUUUAAGAUUUACAGUUACUGUGAGCGAUCGUCCUGGUGGCAUAGCAGAACUAUGUCGUAUGUUAGCAGAUCUUGGCGUCUCUAUAAAAGAUAUCAUGCACGAACGAGCUUGGAUAAGAUCUGACGUCUUUAGUGUUGAAGUCAAAGUGGUCUGCGAAACUCGUGACUGGAAUCACUCGGAGGAAUUGAGAAAAUCACUUAUUAAUAACUACACUAGGGUGAUAUUUAACGACUUGCCCAUGGCUAUUACUGGUCCAACACACGAAAAUAUUUAG
This is a messenger RNA of Ctenocephalides felis (cat flea), 1101 nucleotides long. RefSeq names its product L-threonine ammonia-lyase. The transcript has 8 exons. Gene Ontology annotation, biological process: L-threonine catabolic process; L-serine catabolic process. The record is from RefSeq and is a predicted model, not a curated record. Gene Ontology annotation, molecular function: threonine deaminase activity; L-serine ammonia-lyase activity. Bases 31 to 1101 code for a protein of 356 amino acids. NCBI's taxonomy places the organism in Eukaryota, Metazoa, Arthropoda, Insecta, Siphonaptera, Pulicidae.